Messenger RNA from Dichotomopilus funicola, 1188 nucleotides. RefSeq lists its product as uncharacterized. The transcript has a single exon. The coding region runs from base 1 to 1188 and encodes 395 amino acids. The record is from RefSeq and is a predicted model, not a curated record. Lineage: Eukaryota; Fungi; Ascomycota; Sordariomycetes; Sordariales; Chaetomiaceae.
AUGAACUCGCUCACCGGAAGUUCGCCAAGGUAUCUCAGUUCGACUGGUGCCCUCGCCACCUGCGACGGUUGUCGCGAGGGUGGUCAGGGGCUGUACAACCCCCUUACUGCUACUCUCAUAAGCCCUGGCAUUAUUCCAGGACACUCGCUUGAAACCGCACAUCUUCUCCCCAGAUCCGACCUAAAAAUGGAUGAUAUUCUCCAGAAGCUAGCAUCCAUCCAAGAACAGGUACUUGAGCUUCAAAGGGCCAUGAAACAUGGAAACAUGGACACCCAAUUCAAGGUUCCCAAUAUGCUCGGGAAGGGCCCCGGUACCGACAAUCCCACAAAGAUUGGGGAGAAUGUAGCACGACCUCAAUGCUUGGGUGUGGUUGAGUCCCAAAACCAGGGAUGCUCCAUAGGCGACCCUUGGAUGGGCUUCCCGCAGUCGCAGGCGUCGCCUAAACUGGAUAGCCGCCCCCAACCGAGACCGGAGCCCGCCCCGGCCAACCUAGAAGAGACCUAUGCCAGGUUCUUCGGCCUUCCAGUCGAGGAUAUGGGGCCGUUUGAAUCAGAGUUCCUGGCGGGAUCAGGUCCAGUGUCCCCGUCAAACGGCGAGGGAGGACAGGCUCCCUAUCACGUCUCCAUUGACUCCGUGAGUGCAGCAUACCCGCCAGACCGUUCUAAUCCGGCUUGUAUGAGCGAUAAAGAUCCUUCAACGACCAAGAAAACAGCCGUUCAAGCGAACGACGGCACAGUGGUGCCGGCUCUCCCCAGACCCAGCCCGAGACCGGUUGGACACCACCUCCCUAUCCCGGUCAUCGAUCUCACCGAUCACCCCUCAAACCUCAACACGACCUACUGUGAUUCCCGUUCCCAAGAUCUGAACAUCCCAGUUCCAGGGGUUGAACCGCAGCGUACCGCGGUUCAACUGGAGUCUCCAAGUAUCGUUUUCAAGGGGCUGGACAUGGCCGACGAGGUUGCGGGAACAACAGGGUUGAAUCCAACCAAGGGCCAAGACACCGCGGGAGAAAGGAACCUCACCAACUGGUACCAAUAUAACCCCGCUGUUGGAGCUCCAUGCUCCGUCCCCAGCAGCCUGUCGGUACAGGCGGGUAGUUUUGAUUCCAUCGCCCCCACUACCGGCCUGGGAGGGCCCGACUCGCUCUGCCUGGGCUCACAUAUGGCCUCGGUGCACACAAAGCGAUAG